Balearica regulorum gibbericeps (East African grey crowned-crane) is the source of this 1685-nucleotide messenger RNA. RefSeq names its product otolin 1 (gene OTOL1). The record is from RefSeq and is a predicted model, not a curated record. Gene Ontology annotation, molecular function: protein binding. Lineage: Eukaryota; Metazoa; Chordata; Aves; Gruiformes; Gruidae.
CAUCUACUCCUGUGAAUGCAACAAUCUCCAUAUUUGUGGAUGGGAAAGAAUUUUCUGCAUUGGUAGAUACUCUUCAGGAUAUCUGGGGAAGAGAGGAAUACAAGGACCCCCAGGAGGACCUGGACAGUGAGGACCAACGGGAGAAGAGUAAUCAGACAGCAGAUGACCCUCCUGCUCUGCGACUGCGGCUGCCUCCCGGCUGCUGGCUGUACGGUCUGGUUCCUCUCUGCCUGCCUGCGCUGAGCGCUGCCCUCCCGCGCCAACCGCCCCCGGGUUCGGCUCUUCAUGCUGCCAACAUGUGGAGCUCACCGGGGCCCGUCUCGGCGUUUGUGAUGCUGGUUGUUACCACCGUGCACGCGGGAGUGAAGGUGACCCCAGCUGUGAAGUACACGAAGACGAAGCCCUUACAGCUGGCGGGCGAUGGUGCCUCUCACACCCCCCUCGCCGGGAAAAGCCCGCUCCCAGCAGCACCGAGCAGAGCCGAGUUACCCACCCUGAGCCCCGCGGCCCGAGGGGCCACAUUUGAAACCUACACGCUUGACACAGCCGAUUUCUUCUUCAACUGCUGUGACUGCUGCCCGCCUGCCACGGGGCCCUGGGGGCAGCCAGGGGAGCAGGGACCCCCAGGUGCCAAGGGGGAGAAGGGAGAUGCUGGUCUGCAAGGUCUGCCGGGAACCCCAGGUCCUCAAGGUCCAAAAGGUUCUAAAGGAGAAAGAGGAGGCAAAGGGGAGCAAGGCGAGCGAGGAGUAAGUGGAAACCCCGGUUAUCCAGGCAAACCUGGGCUGCAAGGUGAAGCUGGAGUAAAAGGCAAUAAGGGCAACUACGGCUUCCCUGGACUGAAGGGACAAAAGGGGUCCAAAGGGGACACUUGUGAGAACGGGACCAAAGGAGACAAGGGAGAUAGAGGGGAUGCUGGAGAGCCGGGAGUGGAUGGAGAACAGGGUGACAAAGGGGAAAAGGGAGACACGGGGGAGAAGGGGUACUGUGGGGAGCCAGGGGGGAGAGGAGCAAAGGGGGAGAGAGGGGAAGGGGGCACAAAGGGGGAGAAAGGCAGCAAAGGGGAGAUGGGGGCUGAGGGUGUUCAGGGGGCGGAUGGAAAACAAGGAGAAAAGGGCGAGCAAGGAAGUAAGGGUGAAAAAGGGGACCUGGGACCCGCUGGCGUGAUGGGACCUUCUGGGCCCAAGGGGGUCGCUGGCAGCAAGGGGGGCCGAGGGGCCCCGGGAAAGAAAGGCUCCCGUGGGGCAAAGGGCGCCCGAGGGGACACCGCAAAGCUCCUGCGAUCGGCGUUCAGCGCCGGCUUGUCCAAGCCCUUCCCUCCGCCCAACGUCCCCAUUAGAUUUGACAAGAUCUUGUACAAUGACCAAGAAGAUUACAACCCUUCCACCGGGAAAUUCAACUGCAGCGUGCCCGGGGCGUACGUCUUUGCCUACCACCUGACAGUGAGAGGGCGUCCAGCCCGCGUCAGCCUCGUCGCCCGCAGCAGGAAGGUGGCCAAAGCCCGUGAGACGCUCUACGGCCAGGAGAUCGACCAGGCAUCCUUCCUGACCGUCCUGAAGCUGAGUGCAGGCGACCAGGUGUGGCUGGAGGUUGCGCGGGACUGGAACGGGGUCUAUGUCAGCGCUGAGGACGACAGCAUCUUUACGGGGUUUCUUCUGUAUCCAGAUGUUUUUGAGAUCCUGCUAUAG